Gryllus bimaculatus (two-spotted cricket) is the source of this 4015-nucleotide messenger RNA. The record is from the annotation of a GenBank genome assembly. NCBI's taxonomy places the organism in Eukaryota, Metazoa, Arthropoda, Insecta, Orthoptera, Gryllidae.
UGAGUAUCGAAAAUACGGAACGCUUCUUGUGGCGGGUAGCGUAAGCUUUCACUUCGCAAGGUAGUUGUCAAAAUGGCGGCGGAAGGAGUAAGUGCUCCUGCAGGGAACCCCAAUGCGGAAAUUGUUCGAGGGCAAGUAUUUGAAGUGGGCCCUCGUUAUACGAACCUUUCUUACAUCGGAGAAGGAGCAUAUGGAAUGGUAGUAUCUGCCUACGACAACGUAACAAAAACUAAAGUGGCUAUCAAGAAAAUAUCUCCCUUUGAACACCAGACCUACUGCCAAAGAACACUCCGAGAAAUAAAGAUCCUCACAAGGUUUAAACAUGAAAAUAUCAUAGAUAUCAGAGAUAUCCUUCGGGCGGUAACAAUCGACCAGAUGAAGGACGUGUACAUCGUCCAAUGCCUCAUGGAGACAGACCUCUAUAAGCUUCUUAAGACGCAGAGGCUUAGUAACGACCACAUUUGCUACUUUCUGUACCAAAUACUCCGUGGCCUCAAGUACAUUCAUUCAGCAAAUGUUCUGCAUCGAGACUUGAAGCCAAGUAAUCUUCUUCUCAACACUACGUGUGAUCUCAAGGCUCGCAUUGCCUGUGCAACUGCCCCCACUGGUUUCAUGCCCCACCCACCCAUCCGAGCCACUGGCUUACGUUGUUGCCUAAUCACUAUUUGCGAUUUUGGCCUUGCUCGAGUAGCGGAUCCUGAUCACGACCACACUGGAUUUUUGACUGAAUAUGUCGCCACCCGAUGGUAUCGAGCACCCGAGAUUAUGCUGAAUUCGAAGGGCUACACCAAAUCCAUUGACAUCUGGUCAGUAGGCUGUAUUCUAGCAGAGAUGUUAUCCAACCGACCAAUUUUCCCUGGAAAGCAUUACUUGGAUCAGCUAAAUCAUAUCCUGGGAGUUUUGGGCUCUCCAACACCAGAAGAUCUGGAAUGUAUUAUAAACGAGAAAGCCCGGAGUUACCUGCAGUCGUUGCCAUACAAGCCCAAAGUUCCGUGGGUCAAACUCUUUCCCAAUGCUGAUCCAAAGGCAUUGGACUUGUUGGACAAAAUGCUAACCUUCAAUCCUCACAAUCGGAUAGGUGUUGAAGACGCACUGGCUCAUCCUUACCUGGAGCAGUACUAUGAUCCUGCUGAUGAGCCUGUUGCUGAAGAGCCAUUCCGUUUUUCCAUGGAGUUGGACGAUCUUCCGAAAGAAACUCUGAAGAAAUACAUAUUUGAUGAAACAGUGCAAUUUAAACAGAAACUUGCACAGGAAGCAAAUAACAUGUAGUGCAAUGGAUGGUAAGCACUACAAUACUAUUGUAUAAUUCCAUAUGUGGCCAUGGCCAGAAUUCUGCCGUCACUUGUGUUAAUGUUGUCAGGCAGUUGCCAUGCAGCCUCUCUCCCAUCUGGCACCUCACUAGAGAACCUGGGAGUGAUUGAGGCUGGGCAUAUCUUAUCAUCAUGAGACAACUCACUUUAAUAAGAUUAAUAAAGAUAAAUAAUAAUUGUUAUAGACUUAUUUGUGUGUUUUGGGUCAUUUGUCCUUUUUGUCUGUGAUUAAGUAAAAAUCUUCAUUCUACCUCCCUUCCUUGCUGAUGUGUAGAUGGGACUGAUCCCUAACCCAAUUUUCGCAUUAUAUAUUACACUGUUGUUUAGCAUUUUCAAAUUAUCUUUGCCUUGUGACAAUGGAACUUAGUAUUGUUUGGUUUUGCCAUCUGACUAGUAUUACACUGUCACAAUGCAGAGUGUUGAGGAAUUUUAAAUUUUAUCCAUUAAUGGGUAGAUAUUUAUAUCUCCAAAUAAACCAUAUCCACCUGUCUCAUGACCCUAAACCUCUCGGUUUCUCUGUUUAAAUACAAUCUCUUGUUGUCCUUGUGUAUAUAAGCAUGCCAUACUUUCAUCAUGUCUGUAAGUGUGUAUUUAAAAGAACAUAUGAUAUAAUGCAACUGGUUGCAGAAGACAAAUAAUUUGAGCCAUAAACUUAUUUUAAUUGUUUAAAAAUAAAAUGAUGGUUGUGUGAUGAAAAUUAAAAUUCAUACAAUUUUGGGAGGUCCUUCAAGAUACUUUGUAAUUAUUAUGUAGAUUAGUUUCAUUUACUCAGAAAAUUUAAAAAGCACAAUACUGAAAGGUGAAACUGUGAGACAAAAUGCCUCCCUGGAAAAGCGCAUUCAUGCAAGUUCAUGAAUGUGAUCAGGGUGUGUGUGUGUGUGUGUAAUGUUGUGUGAGUAGUCUGAAUGCAGGAGAGAAGUGGAAUGUCAAAAGUCAGUUCAGAAAAACAAAAAUGUUACAAAAAUAUGACAUCAUGUGGCCUAAAACUUUUGAAUUUACUUCAAACUUGUCAACUGUGUCUCCCUAAGGCACUUUAGCCUCCAUAUAGAUUAGACCACCGCCUCAGGUAGUUCUACAAGAUUUAGAUAUCCAAUUCAUUGUCACAACAGGAAACUGUUGGAACUGUUUGGUGCUCAUGGUCGUAGCACCGGAGCUACAUGAGUGGGAAAACAACCUAUUGGUUUUAUUUACAUUUGAUAAAACUUGCAUCUUUCUUAUUAGAGAGCAUUGGCUCUUCCCAUUUUAGUGUACCUGUACAAGUAAAUUGCCAUGUCAUACGCAAAUAUACCAUGCAUCAGAGGGUAUAUUGGAAUUCUUGAUGGAAACUGUUAAAUAUAAACAAUACUAAUUCAUGCCAAUGUUGUGAAUAAUGUCAUUUAUCAGUCUAUCUUACUUUCAUGCGACUUUUUCACUUCGUUCAAAUCAAUCUUUUAUGUUCAGUGUAUUAUGACUUUAGUUUUUUGUAAGUGUAUAUACAACUGUUAUACAAACAUAUUGAAAUACUGUGAAUAAUUAGUGUGAUAUGAUCUAUGUGUGUCGUUUAUUGUGCUGGUUUAUUAACAUUUGCUGUAGGGAAUUGUUAUGAGUUAAACAAUCAAGAAAGUAUUUAUGUACUUAAACUGACAUUAAUGAAUUGCAGAAUUGUGUACAUUUACUCAUUAAAUAUUAAGUAUCAUAGCCUUCCACUAUGUUGAAAAUACAUGGCAAAUGUCCUUUACAGUAAGAAAACAAGAAAGAAAUUUAACAUUGUUGCUAUUGAAACUAGUAGCUAGCCAUUUACAAGGUCCAUAGAUGACGAAAUCCAAGUUGAGUCUUCUCAUUCCACAUCAUAAUACUGUUCAGCAAUGCCUGGGUCAGCAUGUUUUAGGAAUAACUGUAAAUAACCUGGUGAGGGGAGGAAGACUCUUCUAAUGUACCAUUAUUUUUCAAGAAGAUUGUAACUACUCAGAGCAAGCAAACACCCAAAGUUUAUUUUCAGGAAAAUAAAGGCUUAGAGAAAACUAUUCAGGAGUUGCAGCUGGAGACUUUAUUUCUGCUGCUGCAAUAUAGUGUUUUAAGAAGCAACAAUAUUUAAAUUUUGAUCUCCCAAACUCUAAUACUUCCUCUCAAUUAUGUUUUGACCCCAAUUCUAGCAAUAAGUUACUAAACAAGUAAUUGUCAAUGCGUUCUGUCAACAGACUGUAGAUAAUGGCUAGCUGACAGUGCCCCAAUUGAUAAAUAAGUACUUUCCAUAUAUAAGGUGAGCAGGCAUAUUGCCUCAUUAUUAUUUAUACAUAGUAAUGGGCUAUUAUAAGAACAUAGUUAAAUGUUUUGCUGUUAAAUUUUUCUACCUCUUUUGGUGAAAUGAAUUGCCAUUUUUAGUAAUGUGUGCAAAAAGGUGCCUUUUCAUUGUGUAAAAGAAUUGUCAUUGAACUUGCUGGUUUUUCUGUGAAAAUGAAUUUCUCAAAGAAUUUUUUUCAGUGCUCUCAAAAGUGGCUUGUGGGCAUAGUAUGGACGUGGUAUUUUUGCGUAUGUACAGUUGUUAUAACUACAUCAAAUUAUCAAACUUGCAAGUCAAUGCUGGGAUUUGUCCAGUACAUGAACAUGGUUAUACUGUUUGUCACUCGUUUGAGUAAAACAUUUCCAGUUUUCUCCAUAUAUACAGUAUUAUUAUACUUAUUAUUCAUUAUAUUGUUGUGCUGAAAUAAAAAGCUUUGUUGGCAAUA